AUGGUUGAAGUUACCAUAUACUUUCAUCAUGGUGUGAAUGAGUACAUUAAUAAGUUAGGUUUUGCUGGUGUGCAAGAACUUAUUGUACUUGCUCCAACUGGGAAAUAUUUUGAAAUAAUAGGUGAUGAGGGAGUUAGGACCUUAACAUCUUUUAUCUCUACUGAGUAUAAAUUUAUUCACUUGUUUGCUACUGAAGAUUGUGAAUUGUCUGUUGAUGUAAUUGAUAUUGUCAUGCAUGAUGGGUCAUUUCUACUUUCACCAAUUGUUAAUGAGGGCACAGACUGUAGUGAAAGUGAAGAUGACAAUAAUAAUGGAAUGGUGUUUAGUUGCUCAGAUUAUGAUACAGAUGAAUUAGAAAAUUUUGUUACUAAAAAAAAGAGGAAUAUAAUUGAUGGUUUGCAAGAUUAUAAGGAGAUUGCUAAGGGUAUGGCCUUCAAGGACAUACCUGAAACAAAACAGUUUUGUAAACUUUAUGCUCUAGCUAAGAAGGUAGAACUAGUUGUGUUGAAGAGUGAUAAGAAAAGAUUGAGGUAUACAUGUGUUGCUGAUGGCUGUCCAUUUUUACUUCUUAUUUCUGGGGAUUUGACCACUCCUGGAGUUAGUGUCAAAACACUUGUAGAUCAUAUAGAGUGUGGAAUAGCAUAUGAUAACUCUUUAGUAGAUUACUUAACAAUAGCCUUGUAUUUCAAGGACAAAUUGCAAAGUGACCCCAAGUACAAAGUCAAAGAAAUGAAGGCUGAUUUACAUAGAGUUUUUGAGCUAAAUGUAAGUGAAGCAAAGUGCAAGAGAGCCAAAAAGGAGAUACUGGAGAGUUUAGAAGGUAGAUUUGUAGACUCUUACAACAAAUUAGAGGGUUAUGCUACUGAAUUGAGAAGGUGUAAUACAGGGUCUGACAUUGUGAUAGAUUUGUCUAAAAAGGCACUAUCUAAUGGUAAGAGAAAAUUUCUUAGGAUGUAUAUCUGCUUCAAGGCAAUGAAGUUGGGUUUUAAGUCUGGGUUAAGACCACUUAUUGGGUUAGAUGGUACAUUCCUUAAAGGAAAAACUAAGGGACAGGUAUUGUGUGCUGUUGGUCAAGACAGUAAUAACUAUUUCUACCCUCUAGCUUGGGCUGUGGUAGAUAAAGAGACUAAGAGGACUUGGACAUGGUUUAUGCAACAUUUGCAACAUUCACUUGAACUUCAAAAUGGUGAAAGACUGACAUUUAUAUCAGAUAUGCAGAAGGGGUUGCUUGAAGCAAUAAGGACAAUCUUACCUGAAGCACAUCAGAGAUAUUGUGCAAGGUAUAUUGAGGCAAAUUGGUGCAAAAGAUGGGGUAAAGAGGAGUUUGAGGACCAACUUCAAGAGAUCAAGGAAGUUAAUGGAGAGGCUGGACAAGAUUUAAUAGACAAGUAUCCUCCCAAAGCAUGGUGCAGAGCCUAUUUAGAUACAGUGUGCAAAAAUCAGGCUGUUGACAAUAACUUUACUGAAUCAUUCAAUGCCUGGAUACUUGAAGCAAGGUACAAGCCAAUUAUUGGAAUGUUGGAAGACAUCAGGGUCAAAAUAAUGGAGAGGUUGGCAGCAAAAGAGGUUGCUGUGAGGAAGUGGAAAGAUGAUGGAUUUAGUCCCAAAAGUGAGUUGUUGUUUAUUGAGUAUUUGAAGAUUUCCAAGGUUUGUAAGGUGAGUGGCAAUGGGGAUAAUGGCUAUGAGGUUAUUGAAGGUGCAGAUAGACACAUUGUCAAUUUAAGAGAGAAAAAAUGCACAUGCAAAACAUGGGAUCUGACUGGAAUUCCAUGUCCACAUGUAAUUAAGGCCAUGGAGCACAAGAAAAUGAUACCAAUGAAAGAAAUUCAUUGGUAUUUAGUAAGGAGGCAACAUUGGCAGUUUACAAACACAAGUUACAACCUGUUAGGGGAGAACCAUUCUGAAAAUGUGAUCCUUUACAUGCCAUUGAACCACCUGAAUUGGUCAAGCUUGUUGGCAAAGCAGGGGAAACAACUUACUAAGAAGCAGGGGAAGCAACUUGCUAAGCAAGGAAAAGAAUCUGGCAGGGGGAAAAAGAGGCAGCUUAGGAGAGGUUUAGUUGAUGAAGAUGAAGCUUCUGAGGAAGACAUCAACUGCAUAGCCCCACAACCAACACAAGAAAGUCAGUUUGGAUAUGUUUCUUCUAGCAGCUAUUUUCCAGUAGCUGAGGAUGAUGAUGAAGACCCUAGGCUAAGGCCAAGAACAAUCUCAGAAGAAGUUUUUCUAACAAGAUUGAAAAAGAAACAGAAUCCACAAGAACCAAUUGGAAGUAGAGUAAUAGGCUUCAGAGGUGACAAAUUUGGUGUUAGUGAACCUACAAAUCUUCCCAUAGGACCGACUGUCUUAACUUGGAAUGGACAAGGUGCAGUUACUACAAACCAGCUACAAAAGUUGAGGCCAAGAAGGGGAUGA
Molecule: messenger RNA, 2412 nt
Organism: Solanum verrucosum
Lineage: Eukaryota; Viridiplantae; Streptophyta; Magnoliopsida; Solanales; Solanaceae
Exons: 5
Coding region: 1-2412 (803 amino acids)
Molecular function (GO): zinc ion binding
Source: RefSeq, a predicted model, not a curated record